AUGGCUAUCGGAAACGACCCUCUCCAUGUCAGCGACGUGAUGGCGGAUGCCCUUAGCCACUUGAAUCGCGUGGUGGAACAUCUUAGAGACGAGGGUGAAAAUGAAGCAGCGAAUGGCAUUGCACGCGAUGUCCACUCAAUGCUGGACACGUUCAAUCAGACCACAGCUCCGUGGUCCAUCGAAAAGUUCCACAUGAAGCCUUCGCCGGCGCCAAACCCUGACUUGAUGGCUCGAAAUGGUACCACAACUCGUCCUGUCGCGAGACCGAACGCCUCCUCUUGGGCAGCAGUCGCCGCCACCGAUAUCGCGGGUAACAACUAUUUGGUCAAGUUCAGACCAUCUGACGGGUUGAAGCGACAUAUCACAGAGGAAGAGCCGAACAAGCUGCAGCCACGAGAUGAGGACUUCCGUUGCGUCUGGAUCUACGGCUGGACCAAAGACAAGCCCUUGAGCAUGGUCACAGAGCGAAUCAGCACGGGUGCCAUUUUCUCCAUGGCCUACGUGGAACAAUAUGGUGCGGUGUGUGUCAUCUUCCAGUACGCUGGCGGAGCCAUGCUCUUCACCGAGGAAGACAGUCAAUUCAUCCGCGAGUAUGGCGUCGGUUUGUUUGGCAAAGGCCAUGAAGUCAAAUAUGGCGAAGCCUAUCCGGACAACGAAGACCUGCUCCGGAUGCAACCCCCUCUCAAUGAGCGACGACGCUUGACCUUUGCUCGUCAGCAACUCUUCACCAAUGGGAUGAGUGAAGAGAGAUUUAGAAAGGACCUGAUCGAAAUUGUUGGACGCCACAAUCUUGAGUUGGUCUGGUUGUUCAAUACCGGCAAUGCCACUGCCGUUUUCUCUUCUACUGUUGUCGCCCGUAUCGUCCGGGAUGAAUUUAUCCGCCGGUCAAGGAGGGCAGGACCCUACCAGGACGUCCAGGUUGGGUUCUCUCAUGAUCCUUGCGAGCGUCCCAUGAACUUGAUAACUCAAAUUCCCUACCCGGGUUGCGUGCCUAGAGACCGCAGUGAUAGCGCCAAAUCAGCAUCAAGCGGACGCCCCUACAACCCAAACGCGGCCAAGUUUAUACCAGGUGCGGCCCUGCGUGCCAGGAAAGGUACUGAUACCGAUGGGUGGCAGACUGUGCAGCGAAAGCGAUGA
Molecule: messenger RNA, 1137 nt
Organism: Cladophialophora yegresii CBS 114405
Lineage: Eukaryota; Fungi; Ascomycota; Eurotiomycetes; Chaetothyriales; Herpotrichiellaceae
Exons: 3
Coding region: 1-1137 (378 amino acids)
Source: RefSeq, a predicted model, not a curated record